CACAAUAUGGCCUCCAACGAAGAACCUCAACAACAGCUUUUUACCUGUCUCUCAUGCAGCAUCGCGUUUCUGUCCGCAGAGGAGCAACGGCUCCACUACCGCUCCGACCACCAUAGGUACAACAUGAAGCGUCGUGUGGCCGGUCUGCCUCCCAUUAGUGCUACCCUUUUCAACCAGCGUGUUCUCGAACGCAAGACUGAAACCGCAAUCACGACAACUCCAAAAUCGAUGACUUGCGAGAUUUGCAACAAGGUUUAUACCUCUGAGAACACUUACAAAUCUCACCUUCAGUCCAAGAAGCACCGUGAACGCGAAUUGCAAGGUCUGGUGGCCAAACCACCCAAACCUGCCGUGACCCGGGAGGAAACACCUGCUGCCGAUGCUGCCGAGGCGACAGAACAACCCAUCUCCACCCCUGACGCUCCACCUGCUCCUCCCUCUGCUCCUGCCCCCGCCACACCCGCGGCCGAAUCUGACGAAGACAUCGAACGAACAAUCGAAGAAAAGAUCGCAGCAGCCCGCGCACGUCUUUCACCCCUCGAUUGCCUCUUCUGCCCCCACAAAUCCUCCUCACUCGAAGAUAGCCUCACCCACAUGUCCCUCUCCCACUCUUUCUUCAUCCCGGACGCAGAUUACCUCAUUGACAUCCAAGGCCUUAUCACCUACCUCGGAGAGAAAAUUGCCGUCGGGAACGUUUGCAUUUUCUGUAACGAGAAGAGCAAGGGCUUUAGGAGUCUAGAGGCUGCGAGGAAACAUAUGAUCGACAAGGGUCAUUGCAAGCUCGCCUAUGAUACCGAAAACGACAGGCUCGAACUAGCGGAUUACUACGAUUUUAGCUCGUCCUAUCCUGAUUCUCAGCUCAUUCGUCGCAAAGUCAAGACCCCCAAGGCGAUCAAGGAGUCUGAAGAGUGGGAGGACGUUACCGACGACGAUGGCGAGGAUGCCGAUGAAGUAGUGGAUGUUAGCGAUUCCGAAUCCGAAGAGGACGAGCUCCCAGAAUCCCAGAUCACGUACGGCGACUCGGAAUACGAACUCGUAUUGCCUUCAGGUGCACGCAUCGGUCACAGGUCGAUGCGCAGAUACUACGCUCAAUCCUUCACUCCCGUCCUCAGGGGCAAGAACCCAGACGAUCCCAACUCGGGCGCCGCCCUUGUUCGUCGCUUAAUCGCAGACAAGAACUCUGCUCUUGUUCCUACAAGGGGUGGUUUUGGCGCCUUUGGCGCUGGUACCGUCGCCGUCAAGGCUCGGAACCGCGGCGAAGCCAGGGAAGCUGGCCGUCAUGUUAGAGAAUUCAGAGACGUCCGCAGACGCGAAGAAUUCAAGACCAAGGUGGCAUAUAUUAACAACUCCCAGAAACACUUUAGGAUGCCUUUCCUCCAGUAGUCUCAUCAACCGUUGUACACAUAUCAUGGUUUUUCUGUAUAUCAAACAUAUUACGAAUAAAGACAUGCAAGUCUC
This is a messenger RNA of Coprinopsis cinerea okayama7#130, 1458 nucleotides long. RefSeq names its product cytoplasmic protein. Lineage: Eukaryota; Fungi; Basidiomycota; Agaricomycetes; Agaricales; Psathyrellaceae. Gene Ontology annotation, molecular function: nucleic acid binding; zinc ion binding. Bases 7 to 1383 code for a protein of 458 amino acids. The record is from RefSeq and is a predicted model, not a curated record. Gene Ontology annotation, cellular component: preribosome, large subunit precursor. Gene Ontology annotation, biological process: ribosomal large subunit biogenesis. The transcript is spliced from 4 exons.